AUGUCGGCCUCCGUGGCUCUCCGUCCCUCCAUGACAUCAUCUGCAGCCACUAUGUUCAAAUAUGCCAGGGCAUCUGCGACAACGGGAUGCAAAUGCACCGUCCGCCUUUUCUGUUCAUACCGACCGAACUAUCAAUCAUCUAGACGUGACAUGCAGACUGCCACCGCCUUCCAACCUCAUACUCUCCAGAACAACUUCCCUCCGCCCCGUAACGCCGGCAUACCAGACACAUCCAUUGCUGCCGAUGCUCCGUUCAACACCGAAAAGAGUGCGUAUAAUGCAGCCCCAUCCUCAGACCGGCAAUCGUCUAUUAGUGCCAGAGAAGGCGAGACACAGAGGUCCUCUCCUGUUCAGUCAGCCAGCACAACCUCAACUACAACUACAUCUUCAACCAAUCCUCGUCGUUCAAGACUUCGUCCCAGAAAGGCAGCAAUGACCCUUACCUCAACAGCUGUGGCACAGUUGAAAACAUUAUUAUCUCAACCAGACCCGAAAAUGAUCAGAGUCGGCGUGAAGAACCGUGGCUGCUCAGGGCUUGCUUAUGCUCUUGAAUAUGUUGAGAAACCUGGAAAAUUCGACGAGGUUGUUGAGCAGGAAGGGGUCAAGGUCCUUAUUGAUAGUAAGGCUUUGUUCAGUAUUAUUGGAAGUGAGAUGGAUUGGCAGGAGGACAAACUUAGUCAACGUUUUGUGUUCCGCAAUCCAAACAUAAAGGAACAAUGCGGUUGCGGCGAGUCCUUCAUGGUCUGA
Messenger RNA from Talaromyces proteolyticus, 747 nucleotides. Its product is annotated as iron sulfur assembly protein 1. The transcript has 2 exons. Gene Ontology annotation, cellular component: cytoplasm; mitochondrion. Gene Ontology annotation, molecular function: 2 iron, 2 sulfur cluster binding. NCBI's taxonomy places the organism in Eukaryota, Fungi, Ascomycota, Eurotiomycetes, Eurotiales, Trichocomaceae. Bases 1 to 747 code for a protein of 248 amino acids. The record is from RefSeq and is a predicted model, not a curated record. Gene Ontology annotation, biological process: iron-sulfur cluster assembly.